This is a messenger RNA of Serpula lacrymans var. lacrymans S7.9, 384 nucleotides long. RefSeq lists its product as uncharacterized. Lineage: Eukaryota; Fungi; Basidiomycota; Agaricomycetes; Boletales; Serpulaceae. The coding region runs from base 118 to 378 and encodes 86 amino acids. The record is from RefSeq and is a predicted model, not a curated record. The transcript is spliced from 2 exons.
GCGGCCAGACAUGCGGGAUGCCUCUUUCAUUCGAGUUUUGGCAGACAUAUUUGCUCGCCGACGACGGCGAUCUCCUGAAUACGAACUUAUUUUGGGCAGCUCCAGUAUAUUGUUACAAUGACCUUUCCUGCGGUUGAGGCACUGCAAGUCCGGAGAUCUGAAAGCAUAUUACUUGCGGCUGUUAAGACGUGCAUUAUAGAAGCAACAGAUUCAUUGGAUGUGCCGUAUUACUCGAACCUUAGCGCGAUGGAAGUCGUGGACAUGACAUGCGUUCAAUGCGUUGUUCGGAGGGCGAAGAUUAACAAUAGAUGGGCAAUAAUCGACAGGAGUGGGAACUUAGCUCGAGCCAUCUAUGAUGGUGACACAUCUGUUGACUGAUUUAUU